GCCGGUUCUUGUUGGUAGUGUUUGAAUAGACAAACAACAGAGUUUAUUUCUUUUUGGUUCCUUGGUUCACGCUGGCUGCAAGGCUUGUGUUUGGUGGGAGCAGCUUCUCACCGUGACGCUGCUCUACGAAGACGACGACAACCUCGUGUGACAACAUCAAAUAAUGGGAAAAGGAAACAUGGAACUCGAGACAAACAAGGUCUAUGACUACGAGGAUGCACGAGGGGACGUUGAAGUCCCAGAUACCGCUCAUCAGAUAAGCACUGAUUCAUGGUUUCAAGUGGCUUUUAUCCUCACAACCGGAAUCAACAGUGCCUUUGUUCUUGGAUAUCCAGGGACCGUCAUGGUUCCCCUGGGUUGGAUCGGGGGUGUGAUUGGUCUAAUUCUUGCUACCAUGGUGUCACUCUAUGCAAAUGCUCUAAUUGCUUAUCUCCAUGAAUUAGGAGGCCAAAGGCACAUUAGGUAUAGAGAUCUUGCUGGAUUUAUAUACGGUAAGAAAGCGUAUAAUCUCACAUGGGUUCUGCAGUAUAUCAAUCUUUUCAUGAUAAAUACUGGCUACAUCAUUUUGGCCGGUUCAGCCUUGAAAGCUACUUAUGUUCUAUUCAGGGAUGAUGGGCUGCUGAAACUUCCAUAUUGUAUUGCCAUAGGUGGAUUUGUGUGUGCAAUGUUUGCCAUCUGCAUUCCUCAUCUUUCAGCUCUGGGAAUUUGGCUAGGAUUUUCAACAGUCUUCAGCCUGGCAUAUAUUGUUAUAUCAUUUGUGUUGUCGCUUAAAGAUGGAUUACAAUCACCGCCUCGAGAUUACGAGAUUCCAGGAGAUGGUGUAAGCAAAAUCUUUACAAUAAUUGGAGCAUCUGCUAACCUUGUGUUUGCAUUUAAUACCGGCAUGCUUCCUGAGAUACAGGCAACAAUUAGGCAACCAGUUGUUAAGAACAUGAUGAAAGCCUUGUACUUUCAGUUUACCGUUGGAGUUCUACCAUUGUACCUGGUUGCCUUUACAGGAUACUGGGCUUAUGGAUCUUCCACAGAAGUGUAUUUGCUGAAUAGUGUGAAUGGUCCAGUUUGGGUGAAGGCUUCUGCCAACAUCACAGCCUUUCUUCAAUCAGUCAUUGCAUUGCAUAUUUUUGCAAGUCCAAUGUACGAGUUUUUGGAUACUAAAUAUGGGAUCAAAGGAAGUGCACUGAAUGCUAAAAACUUGUCAUUCCGAGUCGUGGUAAGAGGUGGCUACCUAGCCUUUAACACAUUUGUGGCGGCUUUCCUGCCAUUCCUUGGAGAUUUCAUGAGCCUCACAGGGGCGAUCAGCACAUUUCCCCUUACGUUUAUUCUUGCAAACCACAUGUACCUUAAGGCAAAGAAGGACAAACUAAACAGCUCACAAAAGCUCUGGCACCGGUUCAAUAUUGGUUUCUUUGCCAUUAUGUCUCUGGCAGCAACAAUUUCAGCCAUACGGCUCAUUUCUGUAGACUCCAAAACAUACCAUGUUUUUGCUGAUUUGUGAUUAAAUUCAUUGUAUUCUUUCAGCAAUUGUAGCACCAGAGGCUUUAGUGUUUCAGAUGCUUUCAUUUUAAAAUAAAAAUUAGUAUAGAAUUUCCUAGAAGAACAUUGUGUCGUGUUGUAUCAAUGCAUUAAUGUAUCCUGUUGCGUAAACCUUGCACUUUUGGUCAACAAUGGUUUUUCAGAUCAGUAAA
Messenger RNA from Glycine soja, 1685 nucleotides. Its product is annotated as proline transporter 1-like. The record is from RefSeq and is a predicted model, not a curated record. NCBI's taxonomy places the organism in Eukaryota, Viridiplantae, Streptophyta, Magnoliopsida, Fabales, Fabaceae. The coding region runs from base 164 to 1495 and encodes 443 amino acids. The transcript is spliced from 7 exons. Gene Ontology annotation, cellular component: plasma membrane.